Messenger RNA from Spizellomyces punctatus DAOM BR117, 736 nucleotides. RefSeq lists its product as uncharacterized. The record is from RefSeq and is a predicted model, not a curated record. The transcript is spliced from 3 exons. Bases 1 to 594 code for a protein of 197 amino acids. NCBI's taxonomy places the organism in Eukaryota, Fungi, Chytridiomycota, Chytridiomycetes, Spizellomycetales, Spizellomycetaceae. Gene Ontology annotation, molecular function: zinc ion binding.
AUGCCGCCGUCAAGUUCAAACGCAUUUGAGGUUCUGCAAGAAGAGCAAAGCUCAAUAGAGGAUACAGAGCAGGGUGAUGAGGAUGCAAAGAUAGUAAGAGCCCGGGGUGACAACAUAAGGGCAGCAACUGAGUUGCCAACGUCGGACGAUGGCGUCAAGGUGACAAAGAAAAAAAAGAAAAAAAAGAAGCAAUCAAAGGACAACGCUGAUGACGAAGAGCAAGUCGCAGAACUUGUUGAAAGAAUUGAAAGUGCGAUCCCCGCUGCACCAACAAAUCAGUGCGCCCUGCCAAAGUGCCAGGCAAAGACAGGUGUACUUGGAGUAGUUUGCGACUUUUGCAAGCGCAAGUUUUGCAUGGCACAUCGGCAUCCAGAGAGCCAUUCGUCUCGUUGUGCAGAACUCAAACAGAAUGCAGAGCGUGUUACUCAUCGGCGAGAUGCAUCACUCAUCAUUGAAGCCAACAAGCGCGAUCCUGGUGUUGCGAACAGGGUGGGUGGCAUCCAAAAGGAACGUCAGGAUGCAAAAAGGAGACUGCAGGAGAGAAUUGAGCGUGCAACGUUAGAUAGGAAAGCAAAGGACAAAGGGAAGAAAUAAGGACGCUGAACGCUUUCAGAGUAGCCUUCUUUUAUCCUACGAAACUGUAGAUAUGAUAUUACGUAAGCACAAUGUAGUGAGCAAUCUUCCAUGUUCUCGGGUCCAUCUCGUUUGUCUCUUUAAACACUUGCCCCACGUGAGC